AUGGAGAGGCCCGCGGAGGGCGUGCUGCGAGCCGGCAAGCUGAUGGCCCAGCUGGCGCUCGACGGGGAAGGGCUCGGCCGGCGGCGGCGCGGGGAGGCGUCGGGGGAGGCGGAGGCGCGGGGCAGGCGGCAGCUGAACGGCGGCUCCCCGGGCCCUCCGCCCUACCCGCCGCUGCCGUCGGGGGAGGCGGCCCCGGCGGCGCUCCCGCUCCCGCUGCGCCCGCCCGACGGCGGCGAGGACGGCCCGGGCCCCCGCUCCGAGGUGGCGCUGCCCUGCUACAAGCGCUACUCGGCCGAGGGCUGCCCGCGCGCCCCGACGGGCGGCGGCGGCUUCCCCAGCCCGCGCGGCAGCCUGGCGGCGGCGGGGCCCGUCGAGGCGGCGCUCAGCCCGCGCUCCAGCUACGCCAGCACGGCCAGCGACACCAGCAAGCACUCCAGCCCCCGCGCCAGCCUCGCCGGCUCUUCCGACGGCGGCGGCGGCGGGGGCAGCAAGCCCAGCAGCAACCGCACCAGCGGCAUCAGCAUGGGCUACGACCAGCGCCACAUCAGCCCGCGCUCCUCCUCGGCCGCCGCCGCCGCCGCCUUGGCGCCGUCGGGGGGCGGCGGCGCCUCCUCGCUGGCCAGCCCCCGCUCCAGCAUCUCCAGCCACAGCUCCCGCAGCUCCCGCAGCUCCCGCGGCUCGACGGGAGCCUACCCGGAGCUCCAGCUGCCUUCCCCCAGGGCCUCCAUGCUGCCCGAGGAGAGCCUGGCGCGCCUCCUGCCGCCGCCCCCCGAGCCAGCGCCCCCGGACGGCUACCCGCGGCUGCACGCCCAGGCGCCGGCCGCCCUCGGCCCCGAGCCCCCCGCCGCCCCCGCCGCCGCCGCGCCCUACGGCUCCCGGACGGCGGCCGCCAGAUUCCGGGUCCCUUACCAGGUCGCGCCGUCGAGGGAGAGCGGGCCCAGCCCGGCGGAGAGGCGGCUGGAGGCGCUCACCUUGGAGCUGGAGAAGGAGCUGGAGAUGCACAUCAAAAAGGAGUACUUCGGCAUUUGUAUCAAGUGUGGAAAGGGGGUCUAUGGGGCCAGCCAAGCUUGCCAAGCAAUGGGGAACCUUUAUCACACCAACUGCUUUACAUGCUGCUCUUGCGGGAGAAGAUUACGAGGGAAAGCCUUCUACAAUGUCAAUGGAAAAGUCUACUGUGAAGAAGACUUCCUAUAUUCAGGUUUUCAGCAAACAGCAGACAAGUGCUUCAUUUGUGGACACCUCAUAAUGGAAAUGAUCCUGCAGGCUCUCGGGAAGUCGUACCAUCCGGGCUGUUUCCGCUGUGUGAUGUGCAACGAAUGUCUGGACGGCGUUCCUUUUACUGUAGAUGUGGAGAAUAAUAUUUACUGUGUCAAAGACUAUCACACGGUUUUUGCGCCGAAGUGUGCUUCCUGUAACCAGCCAAUAUUACCAGCACAGGGUUCCGAGGAGACCAUCCGGGUGGUGUCGAUGGACAGAGAUUACCACGUGGAAUGUUAUCACUGCGAGGUCUGUGGGCUCCAGCUCAACGACGAGGAAGGCCGCCGAUGCUAUCCUUUGGAGGGACACCUGCUCUGCCACACCUGUCACAUCAGGCGCCUCGGCCUGAAAGUGCCGCCUCCUCCUCCUCCUCCGGGGUACCCGAUGCACAUGACAGAACUCUGA
Molecule: messenger RNA, 1662 nt
Organism: Euleptes europaea (tarantolino)
Lineage: Eukaryota; Metazoa; Chordata; Lepidosauria; Squamata; Sphaerodactylidae
Gene: WTIP
Product: WT1 interacting protein
Exons: 8
Coding region: 1-1662 (553 amino acids)
Biological process (GO): response to hypoxia; regulation of DNA-templated transcription; cytoskeleton organization
Cellular component (GO): P-body; transcription regulator complex; adherens junction
Molecular function (GO): transcription corepressor activity
Source: RefSeq, a predicted model, not a curated record